CUCAAAGAUGGCGUCGGCUCUGGAGCCUGUGGUCUCUGACUGCAUUUUUAGCCUUGUUGUUGUCUUCGUCUCGCUCGGUUUCGGCAGCUUCUGCGCCGCGGCUCGACACGAAAUUCCGUUUACGUCAGCUGCUGAGGUGCAGCAGGGAUGAAGGUGAUCAGCCCUCAGCGCUUCCUGGCGUGAGAAAUCUGUUCCUACCCAAAGCUGAAAGGCCCUCGCAGUUGGAAGAGAGGAAAAAGAACAAGUGGCGUCAAGGAAACGAGGAUGUUUGCUGUAUUUUCUUCACCUUUUAUCAUCACAACACUAACUUUAUGAUCUGGAGAUUUCCAUCGUGCCGCACCACUCACACUACGAACUCGCUAUAUUUGGAACUGCAUGGUUGUUUUUGGGAGGACCUAAGGUUUUCUUUUUUUUGUAUUAUUUAUUUAAUUUUUUAAGCUCUUGAUGUGAAAGGACAUUUUUUAAACCCUAUAUCUUCAAGACCAGCCCUACUCUGCGAGUGCUGUGGGAUUUUAAUUCACAAGAGACUUGCUACUUCCUCCUCUCCCUGCUUUAUGCCAGGGACUUUUACCUGGCUGAAAGUGGGCGGUGGGUGGAUUAGAUUUUACUGGGUAGAGGCUUGGCUCAGGGGGAUAGUGCUAUGAUCAGCUGCUCUUUUCCGUGCUGCUCGUACUCAGCUUCUGAGGGACUCUCUGUGCGGCCCCAGGACAAGGGAUAGACAGCAGGUAGAGGGCGUAGAGGAGGUGGCGGCGGCGCUACGGCGCAGGCCAGGCAUUUCCUUGGCAUACAGUUCAUAUUUUGUGUGUGUGGGGUCCUUGCAGUAGAGCCUUCGGGCUCCUGCACCCACCAAGACUGCAGCGAUGGUGAAACUGGCAAACCCAGUGUACACCCAAUGGAUCCUAGAGGCCAUCAAGAAAAUCAAGAAGCAGAAGCAAAGACCAUCAGAAGAGCGGAUAUCCAAUGCCGUCUCUAUGUCCCAUGGUCUGGACCGCAAAACGGUUUUGGAGCAGUUAGACCUCAGUGUUAAAGAUGGCACCAUCCUUAAGGUUACCAACAAGGGUCUGAACUCCUACAAGGACCCAGACAACCCUGGGCGUGUGAUUGUGCAAAAGCCAAAAGGUGGUACCAGCUCUGGAAGUGGAGGAGGUGCAGCAACAACAGGAGGCAGUGGCAGUGGUGGAGGAGGAGGAGGAGGGAGCGGCGGCAGCAGCAGCAACAGCAGCAGCGGUGGUGUAUCUCACUCGCAUUCAGGAAAGAAACCAGGUCUUGAUUGGAACAAACUGAUCAAACGAGCGUUGGAGGGGCUUCACGAGCCCGGAGGCUCCAGCUUGAAGAACAUUGAGCGCUUUCUCAAGUGUCAGGCUGACGUGGCAGCCUACCUGUCAAGCAGCAGUUCUGUGGGACCUGGCCUCUUCCACCAGCAGCUGAGAGUAGCCCUGAAGAGGGCUGUGGCCCAUGGACGUGUGGUCAAGCAGGGUCCACUGUUUCAACUAGUCAGCCGUAGCAGCUCUCAAGACGACGGGACCGGAACGGUGUCUCUGGAGUCGCUACCACCUGUCCGAUUGCUUCCACAUGAAAAAGACAAGCCGGUGGCAGAGCCCAUCCCCAUCUGCAGCUUCUGUUUGGGGACGAAAGAGCAGAAUCGUGACAAGAAGCCGGAGGAGCUCAUCUCCUGCGCCGACUGUGGCAACAGUGGCCACCCGUCCUGUCUAAAGUUCUCCCCAGAGCUCACAGUGCGAGUAAAGGCUCUGUGGUGGCAGUGCAUCGAGUGCAAGACUUGCAGCAGCUGUCAGGAUCAAGGCAAGAAUGCGGACAACAUGUUGUUCUGUGACUCGUGUGACCGGGGCUUCCACAUGGAGUGCUGUGAUCCUCCUCUCACACGGAUGCCAAAAGGCAUGUGGAUUUGUCAGAUCUGCCAGCCCAGAAAAAAGGGAAAGACGCUUUUACAUGAAAAGGCAGCAGAAAUCAAGCGGCGCUACAACGCACCGCUGGGGCGGCCCAAGAACAGGCCGGGGCGGCCCUUCAAGAAGCUGGGCGGCCGAGGUCGGAGGAAGCGCUCCACCUCGGCCAACUCUUCCUCCAGCUCCUCCUGCGAGGGUUACCCCGGCGACGACCGGCUGCUGUUUUCGAUGCGCGGAGACGACGACCAGUCGCACAGCAGCCUGCACUUCAACAACAAGACCAAGGGCCUCAUCGAUGCCCUCACCAAGUUCUUUACACCGUCGCCCGAAGGCCGAAAGGCGCGACAGGAGGUGGUGGAUUACUCACAGCAGUGCCGCAUUCGAAAGAAAGCCGGUCGCAAAGAAGGAGAUGACAGAGGAGACAAUCAGGACGGCAGCGACUGGCGUGACGAAGACGAGAAACUGCCUGGCCACGAGAACCUGACAGAAAAAGACAUCGAGCUGUUCAGACACAUUCAGGAGUUGGCACUACAGAAGGUGGGUGUGACGGGUCCUCCAGACCCUCAGAUGCGCUGCCCAUCAGUCAUUGAGUUUGGCAAGUUUGAAAUCCAGACUUGGUAUUCGUCUCCCUACCCGCAGGAGUACAGCAGACUACCCAAGCUCUACCUGUGCGAGUUCUGCCUGCGCUACAUGAAGAGUCGCAGCAUCCUCUACCAGCACAUGAAGAAGUGCAACUGGUUCCACCCUCCAGCCAAUGAGAUUUACAGGAAGGAUGACGUUUCUGUGUUUGAAGUUGAUGGAAAUGUGAGCACAAUCUACUGUCAGAACCUGUGCCUGUUGGCCAAGCUGUUUCUGGACCACAAGACCCUCUACUACGAUGUAGAGCCCUUCCUUUUCUACGUCCUCACCCAGAACGACAGCAAAGGUUGCCACCUCGUUGGCUACUUCUCAAAGGAGAAGCACUGCCAACAAAAAUACAAUGUAUCAUGCAUCAUGAUUCUUCCACAAUAUCAGCGCAAGGGCUACGGACGUUUUCUCAUCGACUUCAGCUAUUUGCUGUCAAAGCGGGAGGGACAGCCUGGAUCUCCAGAGAAGCCUCUUUCGGACCUUGGUCGGCUGUCCUACAUGGCCUACUGGCGCAGUGUGGUGCUGGAGUGUCUCCAUGAGUUUCGUGACAGACAGAUCACCAUACGCCAACUGAGCAAACUGACGGGGAUCUGCCCGCAGGACAUCACCACCACCCUGCACAGCCUCAACAUGCUGGAGCAACGAGGGGAAAGGCUUGUGCUGGUGCGACGAGAGAAGGUGGUGGCCAGCCACAUGGCUCGCCUAAAGGCCCGGCCACGGCAGCUGGACGUCGACCCCGAGUGUCUUCGUUGGACUCCGGUAAUUGUAACAAACACCGUGGUCUCGGAUUCUGACAAAGACAUCGAUGAGGAGGAAGAAGAUGCAGAGGAAGACCAUCACAAGGAGGUCAAGCCAAGCCAGAAGAUCCCCCCAGCACCCUGGCAGAUGCAGCAGAGUGCAGACGAUGAGGACACAAAGGGCUUCCUGGGGUUUCCCAUUAGCCAAAGCUCUCCAAGUUCCCCCUCCCUCCGCUGUCCAACGGUCCCAGAACCUCCACGACCCCAGCCGCCAACAAAUGGAGAGCGUAGGCCACGCGGGCGGCCGCCAAAAAACUGGCCUUGGGGCAAAAUGAAGAACAGUGCACGAGUCGGACGACCACCUAAGACUGACUCAGUAGAAGAUGACGAUGAUGAAGAUGAGGAAACGACAGUGGGGGGAAGAACAAUGGCUUCUUCCAGCAGCCCACCCUCCCUUUUCUCCUUGGACAGGCAAGCAGAUUCUGCAACUUUUCGCUCACUGGACAUGGCCAGACACCCCUCAAUAACCCCCAUGACUCGAAGAGGGAGACCCCCAAGGAAGAGGAGGGGUCCGAAGCCGAGACUUCUAGAAAUGUCUGCAGAGGGGCUGACGCAGCUGUCUGUCAUAUCCAGGUUGACUGAUGCUCCACUGCUCAGUGAAAGCAGUGAUGAAGAGGAUGAGGACGAUGAUGAUGAGGACGACGACGAUGAUGAUGACGAUGAUGAUGAUGAUGAAGAGGGCAGGGCAUGCUCCCCACCCAUCCUUACAAAACCAGCAAUAGGGCACAAAUACAAGAAGCCCCUGAAGAGGCCUCGUUUUCGCCCCCGCAGCCACCCUCAAAGCAGCGUGGUGACAGAGACCAUUUCUGAAACCACCGAGGUUUUGGAUGAGCCCUUUGUAGACUCAGACUCAGAGAGGCCUAUGCCUAGACUAGUAGAGGAAACAUCCCUCGGCCACCAACUGCGCCGCUAUCCCACUGCAAGGUCUGCCCUGAGGCUGUCUGAACCAGCACCCAAAAGGCUCUGCCACUCCAACGUCACCGAUUCAGAGGAAGAUGAGCUAACACCGGUGCUGAAUCCGGUAGCUGCUCUGACGGUAUCUCCGUCAGGGAUGGCCACAACCAAUCCUGAAGUCCCAGUCAAGAAGAAGAAAGGCUGGCCGAAAGGCAAAAGCCGCAAACCACUACACUGGAAGCAACGCGAAGCUGGAAAGUCUCCUUGUGGUGGGCCCAACCGGGAAGCGACUGGAGACGGCCAGGUUCAAAGUGGGGAUCCCCAACCCCCCAAAAUCAAGAUGAAGCCUGGCCGCAAGCCCCGGAGCUGGUACCUGCAGCGGGAGGAGGCAGAAAGGCAGGAGAAGGAAAGACAACGUGGCAGUGCUCCUCAGAUGCUCCAGUCAGACACCAGUAAGAGACUCUGUGGAACCAGCAAGCUGAAAGACUCUGAUGAAGACUACGACGAUUUCUCUAAACCUGUUGAACAGAAGCUGCCAAGAAGGAGAGGGAGGCCUCCAAAGAACCGCUCACUCCUCCAGUCUUCACAGCCUGCCCCCAAACCCCGUCCCACCUCUGAGCCUGAUGAAGAGGAAGAUGAUGAUGAUGAGGAGGAGGAGGACACUGAAAGAGGGUGGGUGGAGGACAAACCCAGCCGCCCACCAUCUUGUCCUUUGCUGUCUCCCUCUUCCUCCUCCUCAUCAUCAGGGCCUCGGGCCUCACAGUCCCGGCCUCAAGACACAGACAUGGGUAACCGAGAGGAGGAGGAGGAUGAUGAAGAGAGAGAGGAAGAGGAAAAUGGCAGCAUGGGUAGUGGAGGGGGUGGUCUCAGCAGACAGUCUGCUGCUGCUCUAGGAUCUGGAACCAGGCGCAGUGAAGACCACGAUGCUGACGACGAAGGUGAUGGACACUUAGAAGACAAGAGCAACAAGACAAGAAAAAGACCAGAGUCAGACGAUGAGGAGGAGGAUGAAGACGAGGACGAGGAGGAGCCCGCCUCACAAGCAAACUCUCCCCCCGUCAAAGAAGAACCCCAAGUUGGAGAGGCUUUUUUAGAGAUGGAGAACAGCGUGGCCAAGAAUUACAUCAGCAAGCGGGAGGAGGAAGAAGAGGAGGAGGAGGAGGCUGAGGAAGAGGCAGCUCAAGAGUCCAAGUGUCAGCCUCCUGCCGCUGACCCUCAGCAGGAGGAGAGGCAGCGCAGAGAGCAGGAAGAGUCCGCUGCGGCAGCUGCGGCAGUGGAAACUGUCACGGCCAUGUCUGUUCCCUCUGAAACCAUGCAGCUGCAGUCUCUGCACGCCGACGACAAGGACGUCACGCUGCUGAUGGAGCCCCCGCACCCACAUGCUCACCCCCAUCAGCACUCUGACUUUAAGGAGGAGCUCAGCCACCAUCACCCACACCACCCACAUCAGCACUCCAAUGAGCUGGACCUGGAGACCAUGCAGGCAGUCCAGUCCCUGACGCAGGGGGAAGCCCAGGAGGAAGAGACAGAACCGCAGCCGCACCAUGGGGCGUACCAAGACUGUGAGGAGACCUUAGCUGCCUGCCGCACCCUACAGAGCUACAGCCACGCAGGAGACACUGAGGAGGAGACACUGGCUUUAGUGGAGGAGUGUGGUGCCUCACAACACAGCAGCCCCCUCCCCAAUCCCCCCGUGCCACCCCUGCCCAAUCAGUCUGUGCGCUCAGCUAACAGUCCAGGGUUGUCCUCGGGCAUCGUGGACACAACACCUGCUGGGCAGAGAGGUGGAACGCCUGGUCCCACUGGAUCAGGGGGCAGUAGUGGCAGCGGUUACACUCAGAUCACACCAGAGCACCCCAGUUCUCUGUCUGCCCCGUCCCAGCAGAACAUGGAGACGUCUCCAAUGAUGGAUGUGCCGUCUGUGUCGGACCACUCGCAGCAGGUUGUGGACAGUGGCUUCAGUGACCUGGGCAGCAUCGAAAGCACUACAGAAAACUACGACAACCCCAGCAGUUAUGACUCCACCAUGGGAGGUGGGGGGAAUGGGACAGGCGGUGGGGGGAAUGGAGGGGGCAUAUCAGCUGCUGUGGUAGGAGUGUCCACAGCGUCAUCAUCAUCCUCUUCAUCCACGUCUGCCACUCAGUCGUCGUCCUCGCAGUCCAGCAGCUGCUCCUUUGUGCAGGCUCCCAGCCUCACCUCUUCCACAGGAAACGGAGGAGCCCAGCUAGCUAUGGGCAGCUGUAGCCUCAUUCAGCAAGCAGGACCAGCGCCCAACAGUGGACCAGGUGCUGGUAACGUGAGCAGUGCUGUGCCCCAGCCUCCACCACCCCCACCACCUUCCAACACACCCAGCUGUGGCAUCAAGUCCCCUCAGAGCUGCGGGGUUAUUGAGCGGCCUCCCAGCACCAACCAGCAGCCCCAGGCCCAGAAAAAGGUUUCCCAACAGCCUCCUCAGCAGCAGCAACAAGCCCCCAACUCUCAGCCCCCUUCCUCUGCUCCUCCACCACCACAGCAGCAGGCUCUGUCACAGUGCAGCAUGGGCAAUGGCUUUGCCUCCACGCCCAUGAUCAUGGAGAUCCCAGAGAGCGGGGGUGGAGGAGGGGGCCGCACUCUCUAUGAGCGUAUGGGUCAGGACUUUGGCACGGGGAGCUACCCCCAGUCUACUGCGACGUUCAGCUUGGCCAAACUCCAACAGCUUACCAACACUAUCAUGGAUCCUCACGCCAUGCCAUACUCUCACUCUGCCUCCGUCACCUCCUACGCCACCAGUGUGUCCUUGUCCAACCCUGGACUGGCCCCUUCCCCCCACGCUCCUCUUUCUCAGGGCCAGCCCACUAUGACCUCACCUCCCAACCUGAGCUCUGGCUCCAUGAACCUGGGCUCGCUGCAACUGCAGUGCAACAUGCCCGCCACCAACAUUAGUCUGGGACCCCCCCACACACAGAGGCUGCAGGGACAGAUGGCUACAGUCAAGGGCCACAUCUCCAUCCGAUCUAAAGCUACUCAGCAGCUGGCCCCGGCCCCACACCAACAGCAGCUUUACGGCCGCAGUUCAGGGGCUGUAGCCAUGCAGGGCACACCUCGCACCUUAGCGGUACAGCGCGGUAUGAUGCCGAACCUCAUGCCCACACCGGCGCCCUACAACUCCAUGAACAUGACGCCUCUGAACGCCAUGUCAGCCGGCUAUCGCAUGCCCCAAACCAUGAUGAACAGCGGCUAUCACAGCAACCCCGCGUACAUGAACCAGCCAGCUCAGUACCCCAUGCAGAUGCAGAUGGGCAUGAUGGGAGGGCAGGGUUACCCACAACAGCCAAUGCAGCCCAAUCACCAUGGCAACAUGAUGUACACUGGCCCUUCCCAUCACAGCUAUGCUGGAGUCCCAAAACAGUCACCUUACAUGAGCAGAUGAGCAACGAAGAACGGAUGUGGAGACGUUGGGCUAGAGUUACUGCUCGCUGUAUUCUACAUGUCCAGUACUCCUUCUACCUUAUCCAGUGCCUCGACAGGCACCUGGGGGUGAAGGGGAUCAGAAACGGAGCAUGAUUGGGUUUCCUGUUUUUCAGUGUUGUCCUUAUGUCCUGAUUUUAUCGGGGCUUCUCCCAUCCCCUGCAGUUUGGGGCUGGACGAGCACAUGGACCUCAGUGCUGCAUCGGCCUUCUGGUGUGGUUCCACACAGCCAUAGGAGUUUCCUUUUUAUGAUGCAGCACAGAAGUGGAGGACAAGAAUGACCAGGAAACGACACAGAAAGACACUUCAGGAAUACCUUGCUCUGUGAGACUGCUGACCAUGAAAACAGUGGUUAACUGAAUAUAUCCAACCAUGCACACAAUCUUUGAAUUAUUAUAGGAAGCCUUACAUGGAAAAAAAA
This is a messenger RNA of Nematolebias whitei (Rio pearlfish), 8087 nucleotides long. It is a transcript of the gene kat6a, whose product is annotated as K(lysine) acetyltransferase 6A. The coding region runs from base 861 to 7628 and encodes 2255 amino acids. Gene Ontology annotation, cellular component: nucleosome; MOZ/MORF histone acetyltransferase complex. Gene Ontology annotation, molecular function: DNA binding; histone acetyltransferase activity. The record is from RefSeq and is a predicted model, not a curated record. Gene Ontology annotation, biological process: regulation of DNA-templated transcription; nucleosome assembly. The transcript is spliced from 17 exons. Lineage: Eukaryota; Metazoa; Chordata; Actinopteri; Cyprinodontiformes; Rivulidae.